CAAGGCAUCAAUGCAGUCGUGUUCCCAAAGGAGCUCAAGGGCGAUGUGGAGCUCUUGGUGAAAGGUCUCUGCAACAGCAACCCGGCGGAGCGACUGGCAAUGAAGCCAGGAGGCGUUCAGAACAUCAAGACAGAGAAAUGGUUUUCGUUGUUUUCGUGGAGCGCCAUGGAAAGUCUCUCCAUGAAGCCACCAUUUGUGCGAGUCUCAAGUUCGCGUGAGCGUUCCAGUCAAGCGAGCAGACAUGUGCAGACAUGA
Molecule: messenger RNA, 255 nt
Organism: Symbiodinium necroappetens
Lineage: Eukaryota; Dinophyceae; Suessiales; Symbiodiniaceae
Source: the annotation of a GenBank genome assembly